AUGGCCUCGACAUCGGCUGGACAGAAUGCGACUGCUAAACCCGACACCACAGUCGCCACAAACAACAAUCGGGAACGCGAGCGUGACUUGAAGCAGUUCACCGAGAGAUUUGUCAAGACCGUCCAAUUUCCGGUAUCCGAGCGGCUCACCGUUGACCAGGUUUAUGAUCGGCGGACCGGGAAACCAAGGCAUGAAGUGCUUCGUGAUCACUUCAUUAAGGAGGGACGGAUAGAAGAGGAAGCGGCGAUUCGCGUGAUUCAGGAGUGCACGAGUCUGUUCCGCAAUGAGAAAACGAUGCUGGAAAUCGAGGCGCCUGUCACUGUUUGUGGAGACAUUCACGGUCAAUUUUACGAUCUCAUGAAGCUAUUCGAAGUGGGAGGAUCUCCAGCGACGACCAAAUAUCUGUUCCUGGGAGAUUACGUCGAUCGAGGAUACUUUUCCAUCGAGUGCGUCCUCUAUUUGUGGGCACUCAAAAUCUGCUAUCCAAACACGCUGUUCUUGCUUCGAGGAAACCACGAAUGCCGUCAUUUGACCGAGUAUUUCACUUUCAAACAAGAAUGCAAAAUCAAGUAUUCCGAACGGGUCUACGAUGUCUGCAUGGAGUCGUUCGAUGCGCUUCCGUUGGCGGCGUUGAUGAAUCAACAGUUCCUGUGUGUUCACGGUGGACUCUCACCCGAAAUUCAUACUCUUGAGGAUAUCAGGAGGAUAGAUAGAUUCAAGGAGCCACCGGCAUUCGGUCCGAUGUGCGAUCUUCUCUGGUCGGAUCCUCUUGAGGAUUUCGGAAACGAGCGGAAUUCCGAACAAUUUAGUCACAAUUCGGUUAGAGGAUGCUCCUAUUUCUACAGCUACGCCGCGUGCUGUGACUUCCUCCAACAUAACAAUCUGCUCUCGAUCAUUCGUGCUCACGAGGCUCAAGAUGCUGGAUACCGCAUGUAUCGCAAGUCUCAAGCCACCGGCUUCCCGUCGCUUAUCACAAUCUUCAGUGCGCCAAACUAUUUGGAUGUGUACAACAACAAAGCUGCGAUUCUGAAAUACGAGAACAAUGUGAUGAACAUCCGUCAGUUCAACUGUAGUCCACAUCCAUACUGGCUUCCGAACUUCAUGGACGUCUUCACAUGGUCAUUACCAUUCGUUGGAGAGAAGGUCACCGAAAUGCUGGUCCACAUCCUCAACAUUUGUUCUGACGACGAGCUGAUGGCAGAGUGCGACGACACUUUCGAAGGUGGCGUUCCAUCGGCUAGAAAGGAGGUCAUCCGUCACAAGAUUCGUGCAAUUGGAAAGAUGGCUAGAGCUUUCUCAGUUCUCAGAGAGGAAUCCGAGAGUGUGCUCGCAUUGAAAGGACUCACACCGACUGGUGCACUUCCGGCUGGAACACUUCAAGGUGGAUCACGUGGAAUCAGAGAAGUGGCCGCCGUCUCCGGAGUCGAUCAAGGACACACUAUCCAAACAUUCGAAGAAGCUCGCCGUCUCGAUAAAAUCAACGAAAGAAUGCCACCAACAAUGGCGACACCGCCAGCUCAAUCACCAUCUCAAUCGCCAAUUCCAUCACGGCAAACAACUCCACAACCACCUCAAAAUGGACCAUCGAAUAGUUCAUAG
Messenger RNA from Caenorhabditis briggsae, 1599 nucleotides. RefSeq names its product Protein CBR-TAX-6 (gene Cbr-tax-6). NCBI's taxonomy places the organism in Eukaryota, Metazoa, Nematoda, Chromadorea, Rhabditida, Rhabditidae. Bases 1 to 1599 code for a protein of 532 amino acids. Gene Ontology annotation, cellular component: calcineurin complex; cytoplasm. Gene Ontology annotation, molecular function: calmodulin-dependent protein phosphatase activity; calmodulin binding. Gene Ontology annotation, biological process: calcineurin-mediated signaling. The transcript is spliced from 11 exons. The record is from RefSeq and is a predicted model, not a curated record.